AUGGAAGGGGUCCUGGCAGACACCCCUCAGUGGCCGUGCUCCAUCCCCUGCGGUGCAGCCCUCGACUGCACACAAGAGCAGGAAUCCACCCGUGGCCGCUUCCGCAGAGCAGCGCAGCUCAUUUGCAAAUUCAUCAGGAGCAUUCGGCAGGAAGAGACCAUCUCCAGGGGCACUGGGCUCAGAGAUUACUCAGAGGUCCUCAAACAUGAGACCAGUGCUGCCCUGCGGGAUUUGCUUGUGGAGAGGGGUGUUUUCAGACCAGAGCAAGUGCCUGCCAUGGUGAGAUACAUCCACCAGUGGCUCACGGCCAAUGAUUCUGCUGAGCACAGGCUGGACAACACCCUGCUGCAUCUCACCAAAGCGCAGCCAAAUGACGCAGUAAUGACACUCCUGCGUGUGGCCCCAUCCUGUGACAGAGCUGCCAUGGCCAUGUGGAAGACCAUCAUGUGCUCACCCAGGACUGCGAAGCUGGUGCAGCUGAUUCUCCUGGAUGUGCUGGGGAGCUGGCCAGAGUACAGCACGUGCACCUCCGAUGGGGACAAAACGGGUGUCUUUGCCCUGGCUGCAACUGUGGUGAUGUGGAAGAUCCUCCAGGAGCCCCGUGUCCCACGUAUAGCGACAGCGCAUCUCCCCCGCCUAUUUGUGCAUCUGCUCUUUCAAGUGUUCUUCAGCACUGAACAGAUGCCAAAGAAGGUCCUUACCUUCUGGAAGGGAUGCCAGGAGCAACACGGCCUUGCCACCAGCCCCAACAGAUUUGCAGUGCGGACCCUGAAGUCCCUGCUGUGCCAAAAGCAGUACAAGGAUGUGGUGAUGGCAAUGGAACGCAGGUGUGGCUGGGACACGCUGCUCUGUGCUGACACCCACCACUAUGCCGUGGGUCUGCUGGCCAGGGAGAUGCGCCAUGCUUCUCUUGAGUUGUGUUCCAGUAUUGCACUCCACCUCCUCUGGCUGCUCAGCACACAGGAGCCACGCUGGGAUCUGCCUGCCCUGGCAUUCCUUGUGGAGGUCCUCGAGUGCCUAGAUUCAAGUGAAUGUGGUGACAGUGUUGUGGAGGUCUCAUCAAGGUACCUGCAGAGCGAGUGCAGGGAGAGGCGUCGCCUGGCGCUCAGGGCCCUUCUCGAGCUCAUUGACGAUCCCUCGAUGUGCCUCGGGACAGGCCUUUGGCCUCCAGGCCCUGCAGCAGCAGGGUGGUGUUUCAAAAACUUGUGUUCCACACAGGCUGAAAAGAUGUGGCGCCUGACCGAAAGCCUCAUGGACCUACUGUGGGACAGUGAUGCAGAGAUAGCUGGGCUGACACUCAUCACACUCAGCUUUAUAUUCUUGCACAAAUCCAUUCUGAUCUCAACUCCCAUUGCCCUGCAGCUGGCUAAGGCGCUCCUGCCACUCUUUGACCAUGAAAAUAGCCAGGUACAGCUGCUCUCCAUAAAACUCUUUCAAGACAUGAUGGGGUUUUUGGAAAAGGGAGAAAAGCCUUUGGAAAGGCCUGUGCACCAGAGCCUGCUGCCACUCUUCUUCCACUGCCAUGAUGAGAAUCAGCGUGUGGCAGAGGCUUCUCGGGAAACGCUGAUUUGUGUGGCCGAGUUUCUGAGAAGGAGAGAUCUCGAGAAACUGGUGAAAAAGGAGAAACUCUGGAUUUUCGCCAACUGCCUGCUGGCAGAGGACAGGAGCCGAGCGGCCGAGCACCUGCGCCGGGCCCUGCCCUACCUGCAGAGCCCACAGGAGCCCCUGCGAGAGGCGGCCGUCAGGUUCAUGGGGAUGGCCGGGCGGAGCUUGAGGGGGCAGCAGGGAGAGCUCCAGCUGAUCUCUGAGGCCCUUGAAGGAAUGGUGAAUGACAUCAGCGUCAGCGUUGGAAGCCUGGCAAUUCAAUCAUUGUGCAUACUGAAGGCAGCAGAGCAGGCUCCCAUCCCAAUGUUCCAGAGGCUGCGAGAUCAGCUGCGCAGGGCAUGGAAGACACGACCUCGUCUGUCGCGGCUCGGCUGGCUGGGCUGCUGGGGCUCUGUCGAGGGCUGA
Molecule: messenger RNA, 2010 nt
Organism: Vidua macroura (Pin-tailed whydah)
Lineage: Eukaryota; Metazoa; Chordata; Aves; Passeriformes; Viduidae
Exons: 15
Coding region: 1-2010 (669 amino acids)
Cellular component (GO): cytoplasm
Source: RefSeq, a predicted model, not a curated record